Molecule: messenger RNA, 374 nt
Organism: Microdochium trichocladiopsis
Lineage: Eukaryota; Fungi; Ascomycota; Sordariomycetes; Xylariales; Microdochiaceae
Exons: 1
Coding region: 136-327 (63 amino acids)
Source: RefSeq, a predicted model, not a curated record
CGUAUAGGGCUCCAGUAGUGUGGACAUAUCCUGUACGCAGAGCUGCGGGCCCCGGUGCCCGUGGCAUCUAGGUUUUUCCGCCCUAGGCACGACUGGGGUCUGGCUAACACCAGCCCUGGUCUGGCUUUACGAUAGAUGAACGGCGCAGCAUGUUGUCAGCCCGUACAGGGAAUGUUCCCAAGACCGAUCCAUACUUCCCCGGGCCCGUGUGAAUGCAGGCAGCCCGGACCAUGGAUCCUAGGUAGCCGACGUCGCCGACAUAAUUGCCGUGCAUAUCUGGGCUGCUACUACAAUCCUACAACCCACCGUACGCCUGCACGGCACUAGCACCCCAUCACAGUUUGCCCUUGCGUUUCAUGUGUUAGCCGAGGUGA